AUGAACACUCGAAGAGAAGCGUCACAGGACCGAGCCAUCGUCAAAAUAGCAGCGCAUUUACCGGACCUCAUUGUCUAUGGAGACUUCUCUCCAGAGCGACCGUCUGUGGAUUAUUUUGAUGGCGUCUUGAUGUUUGUUGAUAUUUCAGGUUUUACUGCAAUGACUGAGAAGUUCAGCACAGCCAUGUACAUGGACCGAGGGGCUGAGCAGUUGGUGGAGAUCCUCAACCACUACAUAAGUGCAAUAGUGGAGAAAGUGUUGAUUUUUGGAGGAGACAUCUUAAAAUUUGCAGGUGAUGCAUUGCUAGCCCUGUGGAAGGUGGAGAGGAGGCAACUGAAAAAUAUUAUCACUGUGGUAAUUAAAUGUAGCCUGGAGAUCCAUGGAUUGUUUGAGACCCAGGAGUCUGAAGAAGAUCUGGAUGUACGAGUCAAGAUAGGACUGGCCGCCGGCCACAUCACCAUGUUGGUCUUUGGAGACGAAUCUCGAAACUACUUUCUGGUGACUGGGCAGGCGGUGGAUGACGUGCGCCUCGCACAGAACAUGGCGCAGAUGAAUGACGUCAUCCUGUCACCAAACUGCUGGCAGCUGUGCGACAGGAGCAUGAUUGAAAUUGAGAGGAUUCCAGAUCAGAGAGCAGUGAAGGUUAAUUUCUUAAAACCACCCUCUACAUUUAACUUUGAUGAAUUUUUCACAAAGUGUAUGACUUUCAUGGAUUAUUAUCCUUCUGGUAACCACAAAAACCUCCUGAGACUUGCAUGCAUGUUGGAGUCGGAUCCGGAACUGGAGCUGUCCCUACAAAAGUAUGUGAUGGAAAGCAUAUUGAAGCAGAUUGAUGACAAACAGCUUCGGGGUUAUUUGUCUGAGCUUCGCCCGGUGACGAUUAUGUUUGUAAACCUGAUGUUUAAGGACCAAGACAAAGCAGAAGUCAUAGGCUCAGCCAUCCAGGAUGCUUGUGUGCACAUUAACUCUGUCCUGAGGGUCUUCCGAGGCCAAAUCAACAAAGUCUUCAUGUUUGACAAGGGCUGCUCCUUCCUCUGUGUCUUUGGUUUCCCUGGGGAAAAGGCACCUGAUGAGGUCACACAUGCCUUGGAAAGUGCUGUGGAUAUAUUUGACUUCUGCUCUCAGGUCCACAAAAUCCACACUGUUUCCAUCGGCGUGGCCAGCGGGAUCGUCUUCUGUGGAAUCGUUGGACACUCUGUGAGGCAUGAGUACACAGUCAUUGGUCAGAAAGUCAACAUAGCUGCCAGGAUGAUGAUGUACUACCCGGGAAUCGUGACCUGUGACUCCGUCACCUACAAUGGCAGCAACCUACCAGCCUACUUUUUUAAAGAGCUUCCAAAAAAAGUCAUGAAAGGUGUUGCAGAUUCUGGACCAGUGUAUCAGUGUUUGGGCCUUAAUGAGAAAGUCAUGUUUGGGAUGGCAUACCUCAUCUGCAACAGAAAUGAGGGCUACCCUUUGCUGGGACGUGAUAAGGAGAUCAAAUACUUCAUGUGUUCUAUGAAGGAAUUUUUGAUGUCUAACUGCAGCCGGGUCCUGAUGUACGAAGGAUUAUCGGGCUAUGGAAAAAGCCAGAUACUUGUGGAAAUUGAGUACCUGGCCCAAGGUGAGAACCACAGGACUAUUGCUAUUGGGUUGACUAAGAUCAGCUUCCAUCAAAAUUUUAAUACCAUCCAGAUACUCAUGGCCAAUGUACUAGGUCUGGAUACCUGUAAACAUUAUAAAGAACGACAGACUAACCUUCAAAAUAAAGUCAAGGCACUGUUGGAUGAAAAGUUCCAUUGUCUUCUUAAUGACAUCUUCCAUGUGCAGUUCCCCAUUUCACGAGAGGUUUCCAAGAUGAGCACCUCAAGAAAACAAAAGCAGUUGGAAGCACUGUUUAUGAAGAUCUUGGAGCGAACAGUGAAAGAGGAAAGGAUUAUUUUUAUCAUUGACGAGGGCCAGUUUAUCGAUCCGGCUUCCUGGGCCUUCAUGGAGAAGCUUAUCCGGUCUGUUCCUGUCUUCAUCAUCAUGUCCCUGUCUCCCUUCAUCGACAUACCCUGUGCGGCUGCCAGCGCCAUCAUGAAGAACAGGAACACCACCUACGUCACCCUGGGGGCCAUGCAGCCCAAGGACAUCCGCAACAAGGUCUGCCUGGACCUCAACGUCCGGGGCAUCCCCAAAGAGCUGGACACGUACCUGGUGGAGGGGAGCUGUGGGAUUCCAUUUUACUGCGAAGAGUUGCUUAAAAAUCUUGACCAUCACAGGGUACUUGUUUUCCAAGCAGUGGAGUCUGAGGAGAAGAUAAAUGUGACCUGGAAUAACCUGUUCAGGAAUUUUGCCAUGCCAACAGAGGAAUUUAAAAUGCUUGCUUUUGGUUAUAAUAAGGGAAAUGAAGAAGUCUGUAACCUCACCAGUGAUGUCAGAUUGAAAAACUUGUCACCACCAGCGUCGUUAAAAGAAAUCUCGCUGGUCCAGCUGGAUAGCAUGAGCCUAUCCCACCAGAUGUUGGUGAGAUGUGCUGCCAUCACUGGCCUGACCUUCACUACUGAGUUGCUGUUUGAGAUUCUCCCUUGUUGGAACAUGAAGGUGAUGAUCAACGCCCUGGCAACCCUCGUGGAAUCCAAUGUCUUCGAUUGCUUCCGGAAUCGCAAGGAGCUCCAGGUGGCCCUAAAGCAGAACGCAACUUCUUUUGAGGUGAAUUAUCGCUCCCUCUCUCUGAGGCCCACUGAAGGAAUGGCCCUUGGUGAGGAGGAGGAGCUUCGGGAGCUGGAGAGCGAGGUGAUUGAGUGCCACAUCAUUCGAUUCUGCAGGCCGAUGAUGCAGAAGACAGCCUACGAGCUGUGGCUGAAGGACCAGAAGAAAGCCAUGCACUUGAAAUGUGCCCGCUUCCUAGAGGAAAAUGCCCACAGGUGUGACCACUGCCGUAGUGGGGACUUUGUCCCCUUUCACCACUUCACGGUGGACAUCCGGCUCAACACCUUGGACUUGGAUACCAUCAGGAAGAUGGCUAGGUUCCAUGGAUUUCAAACUGAAGAGGAGAUCACCUUUUCCAGAAUAGAGACUCUUAAGAAAUCUGAAGGAUUUUCUGGAAAUCCCAGUUUUGAAGAAGUAAGAGAAAAGAUCUUGACUUUCUUUGACAUUGUUAUAACAAGAAUGAGGACGUCUGAGGAAGACAUCACUCCUCUGGAAAACUGCCAGUGUGAGGAGAUCGUGGAGAUUGUCAUCAUUCCUCUGGCUCACCAUUUUCUGGCUUUGGGAGAAAACAACAAAGCCUUGUAUUACUUCCUAGAAAUCGCAUCUGCUUAUCUCAUCUUGGGUGAUAAUUAUAUGGCUUACAUAUAUUUGAAUGAGGGAGAGAGGAUGCUGAAAACUCUCAAGAAGGAAAAAUCUUGGAGUAAGACUUUUGAGUCAGCUACCUUUUAUACCCUCAAAGGUCAGGUCUGUUUCAACAUGGGCCAGAUGGUGAUUGCCAAGAAGAUGCUAAGGAAGGCCCUGAAGCUCCUCAAUCGAAUCUUUCCUUACAAUUUAAUUUCCUUGUUUCUCCAGACACAUGUUGAGAAAAACAGACACUUUCAUUAUAUCAAUAAGAAUCAGCAGGCCCAAGAGAGCUCACCUCCAGGGAAGAAGAGGCUGGCGCAACUUUACCAGCAAACCACCUGCUUCUCCUUGCUGUGGCAGAUCUAUAGCUUAAAUUACUUUUUUCACUACAAGUAUUAUAGCCACUUGGCAGCUAUGAUGCAAGUGAACACUGCACUGGAAACUCAAGAUGACUUCCAGAUCAUUAAGGCCUACCUGGACUAUUCGCUGCACCACCAUCUGGCUGGCUACCAGGGCACAUGGUUCAAAUAUGAGAUCAUGGCCAUCGAGCACAUCUUCAACCUCCCCGAGAAACGCAAGAGCAUUGAAAUUGUGACCUACGUGGCCCAUGCGCUUAGCUACAUCAAGCUCCUAAUGGGUGACUUGGACUUGGCCAUUGACUUAGGCUCUCGAGCCCACAAGAUGUGGGCAUUGCUUCAGAAUCCCAGCAAACACUGUCUGGUCCUCUGCUGGCUUAGUAAAUCCUUAUUCUUGAAAAACAGAUACAAGCAGCUGAUCCAGGUGCUGGGGUGGCUGUGGGAUCUUUCUGUAGCAGAAGAGCACAUUUUCAGCAAGGCCUUUUUCUAUUUCAUCUGCCUGGACAUCAUGCUUUAUUCUGGCUUUGUUUAUAGGACAUUUGAAGAAUGUUUGGAAUUCGUAUAUCAAAAUGAAGACAACAGGAUCCUCAAGUUUCAGAGUGGAAUCCUCCUGGGACUUUACUCGUGUGUUGCUAUCUGGUAUGCCAGACUUCAGGAAUGGGACAACUUUCAGGUCUUUUCCAAUAGAGCCAAAAGUCUCGUGUCAAGAAGAACCCCCACAGCUCUUUACUGCGUCAGCAUCUGUAGGUACAUGGAAGGGCAAGUUCUCUACCUUCAAAAGCAAAUUGAAGAACAAUCUGAGAAUGCUCAGGACAUUGGAGUCGACAUACUCAAGAACUUGGAGAGUCUGAUGGCUCAAAACACCACCGGGCCUGUCUUCUACCCAAGGCUUUACCACCUGAUGGCCUAUGUCUGCAUACUGAUGGGGGAUGGGCAGAACUGCAACCUCUUCCUGAGCACAGCCUUACAGCUCUGUGAAACACAGGGGAACGUGCUGGAGAAAUGCUGGCUGAACAUGAGCAAAGAAUGGUGGUACUCAAGCUCUGAGUUAACCGAAGACCAGUGGCUUCAAACAGUCUUGAAUCUCCCCUCAUGGGAAAAAGUUGUAUCAGGCAAGGUCAACAUGCAGGAUAUUCAAAAAAACAAAUUCCUGAUGCGAGUUAAUAUCCUGGACAAUCCUUUCUAACGUUUCGUGAAAGAGAGCAAAGAUUUUAGUAAGACUCCUUCUCUUGAGAUGAUCUGUUAUUAACCUGUCUCUGUAGCCAGCAUCCUCUGGGUCCUUACAUACUCCCUUCAGUUCCAGACACAGAACCAGACAUGGUUUCUCCUCUUUCCAGAGGGUCGGAAAGGGUCAGCAGUGUCCAUGCUCUACUUUCUCAGCUUUACACAAAUUCCCUUUGCCUUUCAUGUUGUUCUCACUUAACCUGUUGAUUUCUGCCCAUGCAAAAUUGUAUCAGAUCAAAAAAUAUUAAUAUCAAAAUGGUACAUCGUACAACUGAUGCCCUUCUAGUUAAUCUAUUAAACUGAAAAUGGCUAUUUUUAAAUGUCCAGUUGUUCAAUCUUUUGUAUGUAGCCCGAGAUUACAAAUAGCAAAUUCUCAUCAUGGUCCCUAAGGGCAAGAUUUGAGAAGACACAUCUUCAUCUUGCUUGACUGCAGCCUCCAAAGCCCUUGUAACCACAUGCAUCAAAU
Molecule: messenger RNA, 5343 nt
Organism: Camelus dromedarius (Arabian camel)
Lineage: Eukaryota; Metazoa; Chordata; Mammalia; Artiodactyla; Camelidae
Gene: ADCY10
Product: adenylate cyclase 10
Exons: 32
Coding region: 1-4839 (1612 amino acids)
Biological process (GO): cyclic nucleotide biosynthetic process; intracellular signal transduction
Cellular component (GO): cytoplasm
Molecular function (GO): adenylate cyclase activity
Source: RefSeq, a predicted model, not a curated record